Molecule: messenger RNA, 402 nt
Organism: Trypanosoma rangeli
Lineage: Eukaryota; Euglenozoa; Kinetoplastea; Trypanosomatida; Trypanosomatidae
Exons: 1
Coding region: 1-402 (133 amino acids)
Source: RefSeq, a predicted model, not a curated record
AUGGUAAUCAUAAUAAUAAUUAACCACAAAAACGACUCCCAUUCCUUUUUAAGGGAAAAUUUGGCGUUGCGCUUGUUUUUGGGUACCACUGUGCGUGGCCAUGCCGCGCACAUCAUUAUCACCAUUGUUCUCUCUCCCUCACUUUCAUUGUCUCUGCCUUUUCUUUCCCCCCUUUUUACUGUUUACAGCCGGCAUAUCUGCGAUGUCGUGGUUUGUAACGGGGGGGAGAGGCACCUGAACCUUCAGUGUUCCCCAUCAACCACCGAGCUCAUGACGGACACGCGCUGCAUGACACCCUCUCAUUUGGGCAUGUUUUGCGGGGCGAAUGUGGCAGGAGAUUUGCCGCCCGUACGCAGCAUGAUGUACCUCUUUGUGCGGGCACGGCGAAAGGCUGGGGUGUGA